Messenger RNA from Ceratitis capitata (Mediterranean fruit fly), 2082 nucleotides. RefSeq names its product integrator complex subunit 9 (gene IntS9). Bases 83 to 2047 code for a protein of 654 amino acids. Gene Ontology annotation, biological process: snRNA processing. Gene Ontology annotation, cellular component: integrator complex. NCBI's taxonomy places the organism in Eukaryota, Metazoa, Arthropoda, Insecta, Diptera, Tephritidae. The transcript is spliced from 7 exons. The record is from RefSeq and is a predicted model, not a curated record.
AUGUUAUUAUAUUAUUUUUCUCUAAUCUAGGCCAAAAUACCGGCGUUUAAGUGUAUUUUUUACAUAUAGGAAAAUAAACAAAAUGCGCUUGUACUGCCUUAGUAAUGACUUAGCGAAGCACUGUUAUGUUAUUACAUUCAAAGGCCUGCGUAUUAUGCUGGAUUGUGGUCUUACUGAGCAGACAGUACUAAAUUUUUUGCCACUACCUUUUGUGCAAAGUGUAAAAUUAUCAAACCUGCCAAAUUGGAUACCAAAUCGUGAUCAUGAUCCUCAAAUGGAUGGCGAACUUAAAGAAUGCUGUGGUCGGGUGUUUGUUGACUCUGCACCUGAGUUCACAUUGCCAAUGGAUAAAAUGGUGGACUUUAGUGAAAUUGACGUGAUUUUAAUUUCAAACUAUCUAAAUAUGCUGGCACUUCCGUAUAUCACAGAGCACACCGGGUUCAAAGGAAAAGUGUAUGCAACAGAACCAACAUUGCAGAUUGGCCGUUUCUUUCUCGAAGAACUUGUUGAGUACAUUGAAGUUGCCCCCAAGGCAAGCACAGCAGCCUUGUGGAAAGAUGUCCUUCAUUUAUUACCUAGUCCAUUAAACGAAGCCUUUCGCCCUAAAAAAUGGAAAACUAUAUUUGGCUUAAAAGAUGUCCAUAACAGUUUAGCACGUGUAACUAUAAUGGGAUACGAUGAAAAACUGGAUAUCUUGGGCGCUUUUGUUGCAACACCAGUCAGUUCAGGAUAUUGUCUAGGGUCAAGUAAUUGGGUUUUAAGUACCGCUCAUGAAAAAAUUUGUUACGUUAGCGGAUCAUCAACAUUGACCACGCAUCCACGCCCAAUUAAUCAAUCUGCACUUAAACACGCAGAUGUAUUAAUAAUGACGGGUCUGACUCAGGCUCCUACAGUUAAUCCAGACACAAAAUUGGGAGAAUUGUGCAUGAAUGUUGCUCUGACAAUACGUAAUAACGGCUCUGCAUUGAUACCUUGUUAUCCAUCCGGUGUGGUGUAUGACCUUUUCGAAUGCCUUACACAAAAUUUGGAAAAUGCUGGAUUGAAUAACGUCCCGAUGUUCUUUAUCUCACCAGUAGCUGACAGCUCGUUAGCGUACUCAAAUAUUUUGGCCGAAUGGUUAAGCUCGGCAAAGCAAAACAAGGUCUACCUGCCCGAUGAUCCCUUUCCACAUGCGUUUUAUUUACGAAAUUCGAAAUUAAAACACUACAAGCACGUAUUUUCCGAAGGAUUCAGCAAAGACUUUCGACAGCCUUGUGUAGUAUUUUGUGGUCAUCCAAGCCUGCGAUUUGGUGAUGCGGUACAUUUUAUAGAAAUGUGGGGUAAUAAUGUAAAUAAUUCCAUCAUAUUUACAGAACCUGAUUUUCCUUACCUGCAAGUGUUGGCACCUUUUCAACCUCUUGCUAUGAAAGCAUUCUACUGUCCGAUAGAUACAUCACUUAAUUAUCAGCAGGCUAAUAAAUUAAUAAAGGAACUGAAGCCAAAUGUUUUAGUGAUACCAGAAGCUUACACGAAACCACACCCUAAUGCUCCAAAUCUAUUUAUAGAACAACCGGACAAAAAAAUAAUAACAUUUAAAUGUGGCGAAAUUAUCCGCUUGCCAUUAAAGCGAAAACUAGAUCGGGUUUAUAUAUCAUACGACAUGGCGCAAAAACUAGUACCUCGUGAUGUAGGUAACGGUAUAACGAUAUCUACAAUCACUGGCUUACUCGAAGUUAAAGAUAAAGUUCACAAUAUACAACCAUGUGAACCUUCAGAAGAGAAACCUAGUGGUAGCAAAAUGCCUCCACCCAGCCGAGAAGAAGUGUUGAAGAAUAUGAAGUACGAGUAUGGCACGCUGGACGUAGAUAUGCUCAAAAAACGCCUGAUACAAGAUGGUAUCACAAAUAUUAAAGUAGAGCGAACAGGCAAUGUCGUGUCUUUGCAAUUGGUCAACGAAGAUACGACAAUUAAGUUCGAUGACAAUGAGACUCAUAUAAUUUGUGGUGGUAAACAGUCAUUGAGACUCAAACUCCGUGACACAGUGCUGAAAUGUCUACAAAGCUUCUAAAUACUUAGUUAUUAAAUGCAAAUUUUUAAGAAACA